Peronospora farinosa is the source of this 1512-nucleotide messenger RNA. The record is from the annotation of a GenBank genome assembly. Lineage: Eukaryota; Oomycota; Peronosporomycetes; Peronosporales; Peronosporaceae.
AUGUCCGUCACUAAUGCUGGAAGAGAUGGUUAUCCGUCAAUACAUUCAACUUUCUCGGUAGUUCCACCCGUGAAUGGUAUUAAUUGCGAUUUGUCGAAGAAUGAUGCGUGUUUUGAAUCGAUUGCGACGUUUGUAGCACCUCGAAGAGCUUCAGAAUUAGCUCCAGCACAUGAAGAAGUCUUGCAACUGACAACAGCUCAAUUACUAGGUCCUGAGUAUGAAAAAGCCGUGGAAGUGGCACAAUUUGCUAUUGACAAAGAGCGGAGACAGAUGCCACAUACGGCAAUUGACGCUUAUAUUCAAGCAGGACAGAUGCUCAUUGCAAUUGGGAGACGACAAGCUGCACCACAUUUACAGGAUAUUGUAAAGACAAAAGCUCUUGCAUUAUUGCAACGAGCUGAAGGACUUUCAGAGUGGACAAAUGAAGUACUAGCAAAGGAUUCAAGUCAACAGGCACUGGCAGUAGCCUAUCACCAGUCGCAGCAAAAUCGCCACAAGUCAUUGACAGAGAAACAGGAGCUCGUGUCCAAGAUGCAGCAAGAUAAUCGUAAUAUGAAGGAGAGACUGAAUCAAUUGGCACUGCUGACUAAGAUUCGAGGUCGUAUGGUAAAAGUUGUGAGGACUCGACGGGCACGGAAAGCAGCGGAGAAGGAGGAGGUAGAAGCUGCAGUUCAAGCAAGUACUAGGAGUAAUCGUGGAGGGUUCAAUGACGUGACUGGAGAGGUCAAUGAAUAUCUGUACAGUGAUGGAGAAGGAGAAGACAGUUAUGGGAAGCUGAAUAAUGUCACGGGGUCUAGCUCUGAUGAAGAUGAGGAGCCAAGGAAUUCUUAUCAGCACUACCGAACCCAUCCUGCCUCAGCAACUGGAGAUUCACCGCGGGAAGCACAGAAGAUCGGGCUUAUCAAUGAGUUGCAUGAACGCAUUGGACUACCACAGAUUGACCAGUUCCGCAAGUUUGAGCCUUUGACAAAUGAUCCAAGAACAGAUGAGAAGCAGGAGCAGCUGCAGUCGGAAUUGGAAGUGGCGAAACAAGAAGCAGACAAGCUACGAGCUGCAGUACAGGAGAUGGAGCGAUGCUUACAACUUGCUGCGCAGCAUGCCAAGCAGCGUUCGAUCAAAUUGGAGCAACAAAAAACACAAGAAUUUGCCGAGGUACAGAACGAGCUAGAUCGUGUGCGAGAGGAACUCGAGAUGGAACUGCGACGGUCCACUUCUUCUCUACACAGUAUCUCUUCAAGCUGUUCGAGCAGGAGAUCAUCCGUGGCCUCCGAUCCUGGCGGCAGAGCGAUCAAACACACUGGAAAGCUGGGCCAUGUUGGGUCAUCACUUGUCAACGUUUUUCGUGGACACAAUGAACGAUCUGAUGGCGUUGAUAAUGUCCAGUGUCCUUCACCUUCACAUGAUUCCCGACAUCAUACGUCAACAAGACAGGAACAUAACUCCACAGCACAGUCUUACGACAUGGACGAGGAGGAAAUGGAAGAAGAUGUUGAUGGUGGCGUAUGGCUAUAA